AUGCAUCAGGAGAUGGGGAAUAAUUCGCUACUGAACAGCACAAUCGAAUCACAUUUUACGUGGCUACAUAUAACAGAAUACACCAUAUUCACAGUUGUGUUUGUCAUUAGUGUGGUGGGCAAUGUUCUCGUCUGCCUGGUCAUAUUUAAUACACCUCGAAUGCGAACAACCCGAAAUUAUCUGCUGGUGAACUUAGCCGUGUCUGAUUUGACGGUGGUGUUGCUUUGUAUUCCGUUUGAUGUUGUUCUGAAGGUAGCGCAGCCCUACUGGCCAUUGGGAGCUGCCAUGUGCAAUAUUCUGUGGCCUGCCAUGACUUUAGUGACUAACUGCUCAUCCUUCACGCUCGCCGCGAUAAGCUUGGACAGGUAGGACUAACUGCCUAAUUACCUCAAGUAACAUCCCGAAAAGUAUGUUGCAAAGUGCCUCAUUUCAGGGCAAAAAUGUCAAGCGUUGUAAUUUAUGUCAGAGAUGAGUAUAAUUGAUUUCUUUUUUUAAAUUUGAGCUUGUGUAAAUCAUGGCUGUUUCUUCCUUAUCAUUUUUUUUUUCUACUGAAUGCACGUCUCUAAAUAAAAGUGUUGAAAGUAGUUUAAAAACUCUUGAAAGUCAUAAUCUUGAAAACGCGUUCCGAUUAUAGUGUUUCUUUAACUUAUGUUAACUAUAUUUGCAGUUUUGCCCUCGAAUCAAACACUUGUGAAAUUUUUAAGUACUUUUAUAUUGGCAACGUUUUUGACCAUUUUUAUAUGUCACUACUUGUCCUACUCGAUAACAGCGUUCAUAAUGCAAAUUCCCGAUUAGAAUAUGAUUCCAAAAAGCCCAUACCAUUUUUUUAAAAGAAAUCAUUUUGACAGCUAAAUUACAAACAAAGAACAAGUUAUUGUUUAAGCUGGAAACAAAAAUGGAUAUUUUUUCCUGUAUAAGUAGGAAAAUACUUCCUGGAUGAAUGGCGUCAUCACGUCAGGAUGAAUGCAUUUCAAGAUUAUUAAUAAUCACCUUUUGAUUUUGACAGUUUCAAUGCAAUCAAUUCGUUCGAGAUAUUGCAGCUUUUGAAACUAAGUGGGACCACACUUUCUGUCAAUUGCAUUUUAAAAAUGAUGUUGGGAAUUAUUUUUAAGAGCUACUUUCUCACUUGAUUCUCAGAUAUCGCGCUGUUGUACAUCCCUGGAAGCCCCGUUUUUCCUCAUUCCAGACAGCUGUAAUCGCCGCCUCUACGUGGUCUCUGUCAUUCAUCCUUGUGCUGCCAUACGCACUGGUGCUUAAAAUUCAAAACGGUUACUGCGACGAGGACUGGCCACACCCUGACGCUGUCAAGGCGUACACGAUGGGUUUAUUCGUCUUCCAAUAUGCACUACCGCUUCUAGUUAUCACUUGGGCCUACAUCAUGGUAGCGAAGAAGCUGCGUGUCCAAGCUGCUCGCAUCGCCAGAAAUUGUCAUAUAAAUGGUAUUCGGACAUCGAUUGGUGGGAAGACCAAUAAUCAUGGACGAAAUGUCAGUCUACUUCAGCCUGCUAGCGAUGUGCUGUCUUCGUGUUCUCCCCCUGAGAGACGUUUUUCAGGAAAUUGUAAGGAGAGUAAUGUCCAUGUUAAACAGGAGCUCGUUCCACUGUCUGUCGAUCCUCCUGCAUGCAACAAAAAGGAAAUGAAACGUCUGGUACGAACAACCAAGAUAAUGAAAAUGCUGGUGACUGUAGUUGCGUUUUACGCCAUAUGUCUGCUUCCAAAUCAGGUGGUGUGGCUGUGGUACGAGUUUGGUACUGCGGAAACAUGGCCUCAUUUUCAGACAUUUCUCACAUUUGGAAGCAUCAUGGUUUAUGUAAACAGCUGUGUGAACCCAUUACUUUACGCCGGUAUGAAUGAAGACUUCAGAAAAGGGUUUACAAAAUUACUUGUCUGCAAAUGGAAGAAUUUUGGUAACGCAUUUGUUUAA
Messenger RNA from Porites evermanni, 1924 nucleotides. The record is from the annotation of a GenBank genome assembly. Lineage: Eukaryota; Metazoa; Cnidaria; Anthozoa; Scleractinia; Poritidae.